This is a messenger RNA of Cuscuta epithymum, 1363 nucleotides long. The record is from the annotation of a GenBank genome assembly. NCBI's taxonomy places the organism in Eukaryota, Viridiplantae, Streptophyta, Magnoliopsida, Solanales, Convolvulaceae.
AAUUUUUGCUAGGUUUGGGACACCAAGGGCUAUCAUUAGUGAUGGUGGCAGCCACUUUUGUAACAAGUUUUUUGCAGGAUUGCUGAAAAAGUAUGGUGUUACGCACCGGGUUGCAACACCUUACCAUCCACAGACUUCGGGGCAAGUUGAGGUGAGUAACAGACAGAUUAAAGGUAUUCUGGAAAAAACCGUGAAUCCUUCACGUAAGGAUUGGGCUAAUAGGCUGAACGAUGCAUUGUGGGCUUACCGGACAGCCUACAAAACCCCAAUUGGAAUGAGCCCGUACAGGUUAGUUUUUGGUAAACCUUGUCAUUUGCCUGUAGAGUUGGAACACCGAGCCUACUGGGCUAUCAAGGCGCUAAAUUUUGAUCUUAAAGAAGCAGGUUACUUGAGAAAAUUGCAUUUGAAUGAGCUGGAUGAGAUUAGGAAUGAUGCAUACGAGAGUGCGAAAAUUUAUAAAGAACACACUAAACUUUUUCAUGAUAAAUCCAUUUUGAGGAGAGAUUUUAAACCUGGAAUGGAGGUGUUGUUAUAUGACUCUCGUUUGAGGCUUUUUCCAGGGAAGUUAAAAUCUAGGUGGACUGGACCGUUUUUGAUUCGCCAAGUUUUUUCCCAUGGUGCAAUUGAACUUGAAAAUCCGAAAUCUGGGAAUGUUUUUAAGGUGAACGGUCAACGAGUGAAGCGAUAUUUGAAAAGUGAAGAUGUAGUCGAGCAAGUUGAGUGUCUUGAGCUUCGGGAAUACCGUUGCUCAUGUUGUGUCUAGUCACAGUUUCUAAAAAAAAAAAACUUUUAUUCUGUUUCCCCUUUCCCCAUUCUUUUCUUUUCUUUCUUUGUUUCUUAGUUUUGCAGGUUACUUCUCAAGUUGUUAAAGUUUUAGUUUGAAGCGCUUUCAGGGAGUAUUUCUUUUCCUUUGUCUUUUUAUUAUUUCUCCAUUGAGGACAAUGUUUGAGAUAGGUGUGGGGGAGGAGUAACUCUCAGUUUUUAGUUCUAUUUUAGUUUCAGAAUCACAAAAAAAAAAACUGCUUUUAAAAAAAAAAACUGUUUUUCUUGCUUGGAGUUGAGGAAAAUUUAAUUUCAGGAUUACUUUUUUGGCUUCAAGCUGUGAGAAGUUUCCCUUUCAUUGGUAUGUGGUAUGAUUGGUGGUCUCCGUGAUAGAGUUCCUCUUGAAUUUGAAUGAGUCCUUCACAUUGUUUUACUUGGAGUCAAUUUCUUAGCUUCUUGUGUCAUUAACCUUGAUGUAUUUUUCAAUUCUUUAUGACCUCUUAGGAUGCAUCUCUAACGUUCUUGGAAAGAGUGUGAGUCCUAUGUCUUUUAGCUAGCAUGAUAGAACUUGUCUUGUGCUCUUUUGGAAGCUAAAUUAUUG